AUGUCAGCAGAUCCGAGUCCUGUUUCUACCUCUUCCCCAACUUCACGCCGCCGUGCCGCAACUGCAACGCAGCCGUCCACAACCCCGGCCGUCAUCUUUCGACGACCCUCGCAGGGAAUGGGCAACCCCGCCAUCUCUCUCCCCCAGACAACAUAUGAAGGAAGCUCAAUGCCAGGGGUGGGAGAAAGCGGUGGCGCAGGAGUAGUGUCACGUAAGAAACUGGCUGGACCUAUUCCAAGGAAAGCAUCACUGAGAAUUGGCAAGCUCCGCUGCGACAUCCAAAGCCCCUUACGCCAUCAGAUCUCCACUCCUUGGUUGAGCGAGAGCAAGAAGCGAUUAGAGCUGUCUUUGCUACGCCACCAAACAGCCUCUGUUGCAUCUACCGCCUCCUCCACUUCCACAACACUCAAUGACCCAUUGGAUGCAUAUCACAAUUCACCGUACUUAGUUAGCUCAGCACAUCCGACAGUCUCGCGGCGACACCGCUCCUCGUCGAGUCUAAGCUCGUCUUAUGUCCCAGUAGUUCAAGGAUCGAGAACAGGAAAUGGAACCGCAAUUGCACGAUCUCGAGAGCCCAGUUUGUCACUUCCAUCGGCACGUCCAAACGACCUUUCAAGGUCAGCUCGUGCCUUGUCCAUCACAUCGCGGCAGCUGGAUCAAGUCCUGCCAUCCUUGGCUGCGUUGAUACAGCCACAAUCACAACAACAAGGCGACAAUGUGUCAAGCAACGUCCCCGGACCUCAUCCAAAUGCUCGUCAGAGGACUUUCUCCCCCCAACAAGUACCAGCUGUUGGCAAUCCACCUCGCCAGGAAGUACUGGCCCAGCGAGGAGAGUUGGAAGCUAUCAAGCGAGAAAACGAGGCUCUGCGUCGUCGCAUACGGGAUCUCGAGCUUGUUGUUAGGAAAUAUCGAGAACGCGAAGUGACUUCUCCAGAACAGCCAACAAACGACCAUGAGGCCACAUUGAAAUUAGGAAAACUGUCCAUUUCCUCGAGGGUCGACGCGGAGGAUGGGCCUUGA
This is a messenger RNA of Aspergillus pseudoviridinutans, 1020 nucleotides long. RefSeq lists its product as uncharacterized. The record is from RefSeq and is a predicted model, not a curated record. The coding region runs from base 1 to 1020 and encodes 339 amino acids. The transcript is spliced from 2 exons. Lineage: Eukaryota; Fungi; Ascomycota; Eurotiomycetes; Eurotiales; Aspergillaceae.